Perognathus longimembris pacificus (Pacific pocket mouse) is the source of this 3228-nucleotide messenger RNA. It is a transcript of the gene Tmem67, whose product is annotated as transmembrane protein 67. The transcript is spliced from 28 exons. The record is from RefSeq and is a predicted model, not a curated record. Bases 5 to 2989 code for a protein of 994 amino acids. Gene Ontology annotation, cellular component: ciliary transition zone; MKS complex. Gene Ontology annotation, biological process: cilium assembly. Lineage: Eukaryota; Metazoa; Chordata; Mammalia; Rodentia; Heteromyidae.
UACCAUGGAGACGCGCGCUGGCUCUGAGGUCGCCAUGGCGGUCUGGUCGGUCUUAUCCGCCAGGGCUGUCACCGCGUUCUUCCUCGUGGUCCUCGGUCGUGUCUCCCAGGGCCAGGCCUUCUCCCUCCCUUUCCGGAAGCCGGAGUCCUGCGGCCACGAUCAGUAUUUCGAUAUCUCUGCGCUCUCCUGUGUCCCGUGUGGAGCCCACCAGAGGCCAGACGCCCAGGGAACUUCAUGUGAGUGCAUACCAGGAUUUCAGAUGAUCUCUAAUCUUGGAGGACCUGCCAUUACUUGUAAAAAGUGCCCAGAAAACAUGAAAGGUGUUACUCAAGAUGGCUGGAACUGUAUUUCUUGCCCUAGUGGCUUAACUGCAGAAGGAAAAUGCCACUGUCCACCUGGACAUAUUUUAGUGGAAAGGAAUGUCAAUGGAACGUUGUUAUCUCAAGCAACUUGUGAGCUUUGUGACAAAAGUGAAAACUCUUUCACAGAAGCUAACACUUUAGAAAACAGGUGUGUCCGAUGUGAUUCCACAUUCAUCAAUACCAGCAAGUCCUGUGAAUGUUUAGGACCGAACAUUCUAACAGGGGGAUUAUGUUUCAGCACUGCAGGGAAUUUUCAGCAACGUAUAAUCUCAACAGUACGUCAAGGAACGCUUGGCAUAUCUUUAAAUUCAGAAUGGUUUGCAAAAUAUUUGCAAUCAACAGCAUCUGCAUGUUCAAUGUAUGCCAACCUAACAUCUUGUCAAGCUCUUGGAAAUAUUUGUGUGAUGAACAUGAAUUCUUAUGACCCUUCCAUGUUUGAUGCAUGCCGAGUGUUUCAGUAUAUCUUUGAAAAUACUGCUGGACUGAGUACUGUUCAUUCGAUUCCAUUUUGGAGACAGAAUCUGCCAUGGCUGUUUUAUGGAGACCAGCUAGGAUUGGCACCUCAAGUACUCAGUACUACUCCUCUUCCUAAAAAUUUCAGUUUUAAAGACCAAAACCAGAAUACAAAAUUGAAGUUUGUUGCUGCUUCCUAUGAUAUAAGAGGAAAUUUUCUCGAGUGGCAAAGUUUAGAAGGAGGUGUUUUACAGCUUUGUCCAGAUACAGAGACAAGACUAAAUGCUGCCUAUUCUUUUGGAACAACUUAUCAACAAAAUUGUGAGAUUCCUAUGUCUAAGAUCUUAGCUGACUUUCCCACUCCUAUAUUUUAUGAUAUUUACCUUGAAUAUACUGAUGAAAAUCAACAACAAAAUAUUUGGGCUGUGCCUGUGUUAAAUCUGAAUCUGAAAUACAACAGAAUGUUUGUGAACCAAGACAGUAGUCCGAACAAGUGGCUUCUUACUCGGCGCAUUUUCUUAGUGGAUACAGUGAGUGGACGAGAAAAUGACCUAGGAAGUCAGCCAAAAGUAGUUCGAAUUGCUACCCAAAUAUCACUGAGCAUCUACCUUGUACCCAAUACAAAAAGUGGAAACAUAUACCCUCCCUUAAUCACCAUUGCCUACAAUGACAUUGAUAUCAGAGAUCCCAGUAGCCAGUCUGUGAAGCUUUCUUUCUCAGUCAAAUAUGAAAUGAAUCAAGGGGAAGCAUAUGUCCAGACAGAUAUUGCUUUGGGUGUGUUAGGUGGGCUAGCUGUGUUAUCAUCUCUUUUGAAGACAGCUGGCUGGAAGAGGCGCAUUGGAAGUCCCAUCAUUGAUUUACAGGCAGUCAUGAAAUUCUUGGUAUACUAUGCUGGUGAUCUGGCCAAUGUAUUUUUUAUCAUCACAGUGGGAACAGGACUUUAUUGGCUUAUUUUCUUCAAAGCACAAAAGUCUGUCUCUGUUUUGCUACCAAUAUCAAUUCAAGAAGAACGUUUUGUUACUUAUGUGGGAUGUGCUUUUGCUCUGAAAGCUCUGCAAUUUUUGCAUAAACUCAUAUCCCAGAUUACCAUAGAUAUAUUCUUUAUUGAUUGGGAGAGACCUAAAGGAAAAGUUCUUAAGGCUGUUGAAGGUGAGGGUGGUGUUCGGAGUGCCACUGUUCCUGUGAGCAUUUGGAGAACAUACUUUGUAGCAAAUGAAUGGAAUGAGAUUCAGACUGUGAGAAAAAUUAAUCCACUUUUUCAAGUCCUUACUGUCCUCUUCUUUUUGGAGGUUGUGGGAUUCAAGAAUUUAGCAUUAAUGGACUCAUCCUCUAGUCUUUCUAGAAACUCAUCAGACUACCUAGCUCCUUACAGCCGCAUUUUGAGAUAUGCAGUGUCUACUGCUCUUUGGCUAGUCAUUGGAAUUAUUCAGAUUGUAUACUUUGCUGCUUUUUAUGAGAGAUUCAUAGAGGAUAAAAUUCGACAGUUCGUUGAUUUGUGCUCUAUGAGUAAUAUAUCAGUGUUUCUAUUGUCCCAUAGAUGUUUUGGCUAUUACAUUCACGGUAGAUCUGUACAUGGGCAUGCAGAUACGAACAUGGAAGAAAUGAAUGUGAAUCUUAAAAGAGAAGCGGAAAAUUUGUGUAGCCAGAGAGGUUUGGUGCCCAACACAGAUGGUCAAACUUUCCAGAUUGCAGUUUCUAGCCAGAUGAGACAACACUAUGACAGAAUUCAUGAGAUAUUAACGAGGAAAAAUGGCCCUGCUAGAUUAUUGAGUUCAUCGAGUACUUUUGAUCAAAGUAUAAAAGCAUAUCAUAUGAUGAAUAAAUUUCUGGGCUCUUUCAUCGAUCAUGUUCAUAAGGAAAUGGAUUACUUUAUAAAAGAUAAAUUACUUCUUGAAAGAAUUCUUGGAAUGGAGUUCAUGGAACCAAUGGAAAAAAGCAUCUUUUACAAUGAUGAAAGUUAUUCUUUUAGCAGUAUGCUGUAUUAUGGAAAUGAAGCCACCCUUCUUAUUUUUGAGGUGUUAUUCUUCUGUGUUGUGGAUUUGGCUUGCCAAAAUUUUAUUUUAGCAGCCUUUCUUACAUACCUACAACAAGAGGUGUUUAGAUUUAUUCGUAACACAGUAGGACAAAAGAAUUUGGCAAACAAGACACUGGUGGAUCAAAGAUUUCUGAUUUAAUUUUUUGAUUAGGCAAAUUAAGGACUCUAUAAGGUGACAAGAAAAGUCUUAUCAGGUUAGUUUGUCAUAUUUUUUAAACUUUUAAUACAAAUUUUUUUAACCAAAAGAUGUAUUUUUAUAGUUUGUAAAUAUAUGAUCUGAGGGAGGGGAAAAAUAUAAUGUGACAUGUUAUAAAAUAUUGUUUUCACAUUCUGUAUGGCAUUUACUUCACUAAAUAACAAACUACCACUGACAGUGGA